Messenger RNA from Cuscuta epithymum, 1886 nucleotides. The record is from the annotation of a GenBank genome assembly. NCBI's taxonomy places the organism in Eukaryota, Viridiplantae, Streptophyta, Magnoliopsida, Solanales, Convolvulaceae.
AUCAAUUGAUUUUUGGCUCCAAAACUAAAAAAUUCCCUCUUUACUUUUUACCUAAAUCCCACAUUCCCACUACGCCUCCACUACCCUAAUAGCUCUCCAGGCCACUACUUCUGGACUAAAUUAUACGGAGUAGCUAAAAGAACCCAAAUUCUUUUGCCGCCCUGUUCUGGUUUCUGAAGUUCGAUCGAAAGGCUUGGUGGUGGUAGCGCUUGAUGAACUCGACGUCGGGGCUUGUUCUCUCAAAUCUAUUCCUUUCAAGUUUGGUAGCAAUUAAUUGAUUCUUGCAACCUAUACAAGUAAGGCACAGGUGCAAGUGCAGGUGCAUGGCUCCUUUGCCUCAUUCACUUCAAACUCCGAAGGCAUCUCAUCUUUCUCAACAAACUGUUACUCAAUCAGCUGCUGCAGCAGUUAAGGAUACACACUGGGAAACUAUAUCAACCAAUCUGCCUCCCUCAGGUGCUCAAGGGGAUCCUUCCACUAAGGUACCAAAUAAGCCACUUUCGCAACCUACAAGCGUUGUGCAUCAUCAUCAUAGCCGUGACAGAAAUGAUUUAGCUGAUGCUACUACUCCUAUCUCUGAAGCUACAACAAGCCUGUAUAAUGUAAGGGCUCAAUGUAGUCCUCCGAAUGAUAAUCCAAAAUUUUCACCUUCACAACCAGUGAGUGUUGUACGCCGUCAUCCAAGUCGUGAAACAAAAAACAGAUCAGGUGAGUAUUAAACUUAGUGAUGAUUCAGUUUACCUAAACAAUAAUGUGAUUGGGAUUAUUAAGAAAGAACUUGAUUAUAAUUAUAUUUAUAAUUAAGUGAAAGCAAAUAUAGAUAGACCAAAAGUCAGAAAAUCUGACCUGCCAACCAAAGAUUAAAGAAUACUUAAUUAUAUUACUUUUCUCAAUAUGAAAGUAGUUAUUAUAUUAAUAUUAUUUAUAAACAUAAUCAUAAUAUUUUUUUUGCAAGAUUGAUGAGGCGUGUAGUCUUUCUGUAAAUGACAUUGACAGGUCACUUAGGAGUGAAUGCCUUGCACGAGAUGGAAGAAAAUCAUCUAAAGAAGAACAUGUUUUAGUAUUGUUCAAGGGAAACAAAAAUGUAUUCAAAAGAAGAACUAAUUUAGUGUUGAUCACUUGUGCUACUGUUGCAUUAUACUGUUUACAUUUCACCUUUUGCAGAAAUCUUCAUCAUCUAACACAACAAAUUGUUCAAAAAAGCAGCAUAAUCAUCGCACUGGUUCACAUCCUCUCUCAUAUAUAGUUGAGGAAAUGGCUGCUGUAAAUUAAAGUCUUGUACGUACAUAACAAUUAAACCAAUAUUUGUAUAGUUAUAACUUGAUUUUUUUAGCAGGAUGGCUCAAGGUUUCCAGAAAUUGAUGCCUUUGAGUAUACAUAUGGGGGAAAGGACAACUCUUGGGCUGAUAGCACUACAAAAUCACAACAUAUGAGUUGGAACGUGAACGUGCUGCUCGAAAAGCUUCUCACAUGGCUCGAAUUGAGGCAGAGGAGAUGAUGCAAAGAAAAAUGAAGAAAGUUGAACAGAGCUUCAAUAGUACUUUGAUGUCUUGGCAUAACUCUGGAAAAAUUAUGCAAUCAAGUUCCUUGUAUUGUUCUUCCCUCGUUUGUACCGGUUUCAAUAGAUGGUGGCAGUGAAGAUGAGGAUUAUACUUUUGAUAACGAAGGAGAUUUCGACGAGGCAAAUUAUGAAGCUGAAUAGAGAUUGUGAUAUGACAAUUAUUUGUUCUCAAAUACUUUAUUUUGUUUUUCUUAUUAAUCAUAUGAUAUGUAAGACAUUAUCUUUCAUUUCCCUUUGAUAUUACUCAAACCAUCGUUUACUAGGAUAAUCAUUAUCAAGUUUAAUCUACAAAUAUUAUUUAUUCAGUGUUGUGUUGAGACAAGUA